Messenger RNA from Labrus bergylta (ballan wrasse), 2425 nucleotides. The record is from RefSeq and is a predicted model, not a curated record. NCBI's taxonomy places the organism in Eukaryota, Metazoa, Chordata, Actinopteri, Labriformes, Labridae.
GCAGACUCAGUGGGUGUGAACUCCGGCCAUGUGCUCUGUUCAACACAAGAGGGAUAAUCUCAGAAGCUGACCAAGCAGCAAACAAACUCCGACCGUCACUCUGCUGCUGCUGCUGCUGCUGCUGCUGCCGCUAUUACCACAGAUCUGGUGAGCAGAGCAUCUUAUCAGCACAUCAGCUAGCAGGCAACCCUGCUUCAGCACUACACCGGAUUCUUGUCAAGAAACACGACAGAAAAAAAAUGGCCAAAAUGCGUGCCUCAAACUAGGCAAAACAAACUGGAUUUUAACCCAUUUGAGGGUCCAAAUACGAGAGAAAUUAUGGAAAGAGAGACAGCAAAAAAGGAACGAUGCAAAACACCAGUCUCAGACAGCACAGCAUUCUACAUCACAAGGAAACGACGAUGAAAUAACCAGAUAUAGCGGCAACAUCGAGGAUAACAGAAACUUCUCAGCUCUUGCCCCUUGUUGUUGCUGGUGAUGAUGGCGUAUAGAUGCAAACAACUCGUGCCCACCUCUGGAGUCUGGAUGGAUUGUAGUAAGGAGCUCGGAGUUGCCGUUUAUUAAAAUGAACUGGCACUUCUGCAUAAUGCUUUACUUCUUCCUCGUAAGGACUACAGACUGAACUACCUCCAAGGGUUUUUUUUUUUUUUUUUUUAAUCUGUGGUGGAGCAGCAGCCUAGAAACAGUAAAGCUGGGCUAUUAUGUGCCAGAUUGAAGGGACCAAAUGCAGCUUCCUGUUGUGUCUGGGGAUGAGUAUUAUUAUCUGUUCAGUUAUUUACUUGAGGACUAGGGCGCCGACAGAGCCCAAACCUCUGGAGACCGCAAGUUUCAGGGCCCUCUCCGGUGAAUUUAAAGCUUUUCUGCCUGGCUUGGACAGAGGAUUUAAGUGGCACCGACACGACAGCCAAGCUGAACAGUUGAUUCUUAACAGUGGCCUGCAGUGUUCUGAUCUGACCAGACACUUACACUUCAUCACAAAACCUCUGAGCCAUGAGGAGGUGGACUAUCCUUUAGCCUUUAUUUUGACUGUACACAAGGAGCUGGGGCUUCUUGUGCGCCUGUUGCGGGCUAUAUACAUGCCCCAAAAUGUCUACUGCAUCCAUGUGGAUGCUAAGGCUCCGCUGGAGUACCAGGAAGCGGUACGGAGACUAGUCAGCUGCUUUAAAAACGCAUUCCUCUCAAGCCGCAGCGAGACAGUGACCUACGCUGGGUUUUCCCGCCUGCAAGCAGAUUUGAACUGCAUGACAGAUCUAGCAAAGUCCAAGAUAGGCUGGAGAAAGGUGGUGAAUCUGUGUGGACAGGAUUUUCCUAUAAUGAGUAACCUGGAGCUGGUGCGGUACAUGCAGAGCAAAGAGUGGAGGGACAUAAACAUGACGCCAGGGGUGAAGCAGCCGAUGUCUAUGAGACACAGGACGCAGCUCCAGCACCGGGAGAUCACGGGGUCACAUGUAGUACGGAAAGGUCAGAGUUUUAAGAAAGGUCCUCCUCCACACAGGCUGCAGAUUUAUUUUGGAACAGCCUACUAUGCCCUCACAAGGGCGUUUGUAGACUUUGUUCUGAAAAGCCCGAUAGCCAAAGACUUCUUGGAGUGGUCCAAAGACACGUUCAGUCCAGACGAGCACUACUGGGUGACGCUCAAUCACAUCAAAGACGCUCCAGGCAGCCACAUAGACGGAGGUUGGGCAGGAAACAUCCGAGCAAUCAAGUGGAGGGAUCAAGAGGGAAGGACACACAAUGGCUGCAAAGGACGUUAUGCACGAGACAUCUGUGUCUUUGGAGUGGACGAUCUGUCGUGGAUCAUCAACAAGAAAAGCAUGUUUGCCAAUAAGUUUGAGAGCAAAACGUUUCCCGAGGCUCUGGACUGCCUGGAGAAGUGGCACAGGAACAAGGUGUUAAACCAGGCAACUGUUCCCAUAGAGCCAUCAUGGCUGCUUACCACACAGAGCAACUCAAGCACGGAAUAUUACAACAGCAGUGCUGGAGCAUGAAGACGAUGUUGGGAUCAUAAACAAAUGGCUCGCAACAGACAAAUCAGAUUAUUUGCACUCGAUCAGUGGCUGUUGUAAAGUGUGAGAUAGGAAAAAAACUGCACUGAGAGCAGCGGGAUGAUUCCUGCUGACAGGUUAUUGUUAAAAGAUGUGUUUGUCCAUUAUAAAACUGUAAGAUGGCUGUGCAAGACUGUGUAGGCUACUAAGACUUACGCAAUCCAGUUAAAGCUAAAGAAUGAAGAUUCCCAAUAAACAAACUAAUAGUUGAACCUAUUACACUACGCUAGGUAUAACAUAACCAACUGAACAUGUAUUUAAUGUUGUUUAACUUUGUUAACAUUUUGUAUUGUUUUACUUAAUAAUGUCAAUGCCCUUUAAUGAAAUUGCAUAAAUAAAGACAAUGACACUAGAAUAAACCACCAAUGUUUAUGCCUCUG